Messenger RNA from Colletotrichum acutatum, 1164 nucleotides. Its product is annotated as methyltransferase domain-containing protein. Gene Ontology annotation, molecular function: methyltransferase activity. The record is from RefSeq and is a predicted model, not a curated record. Lineage: Eukaryota; Fungi; Ascomycota; Sordariomycetes; Glomerellales; Glomerellaceae. The transcript is spliced from 4 exons. Bases 1 to 1164 code for a protein of 387 amino acids.
AUGGAAGCUUCAACCGGCAUAGACGGAAGGCACGAGGCGCCGGCAGAGGAACGGAACGAGCCCAACGAAGAGAAAAGCAGCAUCCGGACGGCGCAAUCGACAAUCGACGAUGACCGAUCCAGCAGACUAACGUCGAGCGCGCUCGACGAGCUCAAUGCGUCGCACAUUGACAGCAGCACCUCUUUGUCGCUGAGCAUCGACACAGACAUCAGCGACGCCGACUCGGCCAUGGGGAUUGACGUCGGCCGCGCCUCCUCGUCUGCCUCGGUGGCAUCGAGCGUGUACCGCUUUGUGGAGGAGUUUGGCAGGACGUAUCACGCAUAUAAAGAAGGAAAAUACUUCCUCCCCAAUGAUGAGCAAGAGCAAAGCCGCCUAGACCUCCAACACGCCAUCGCCCUGCGCAUCUUUAACGACAAGCUCGGCCUCGCCCCCGUCUCCAACCCCCACCGCGUCCUUGACAUCGGCACAGGCACCGGCAUCUGGGCCAUCGAGUUCGCCGACAGGUACCCGGCAUCGGAUGUCCUCGGUACGGACCUGAGCCCCAUCCAGCCAGAAUACGUGCCCGCCAACUGCCAUUUCGAAAUCGACGACGCCGAGGACGAGUGGGCGUUUAGCCAGAAAUUCGACUACGUCCACGGCCGGUACAUGUGCACCUCUAUCUUUGACCUUCCCAAACUCUUUGGGCAGAUCUACGAGAACCUCAACCCGGGCGGCUGGGUCGAGUUUCAGGAGACCGUCAUCGACUUCAAGGCGGUGGACGGGUCGCUUGAGGGUACGGCGCUGCGGCGGUGGAACGAUCACCUGCUCGAAGGGAUCCGCAAGGCCGGGCGGGAUGCGCUCUCUGCCUUUGAGUACGCGCGGCACAUGACGGACGCGGGGUUCCAAAAUGUCGAGCAAAAGAGGUUUGCGGUGCCGGCGUCGCCGUGGGCGAAGGGGAGGAAUCAAAAGAUUCUGGGCGCCAUGCAGAUGACGAAUAACCUCGAGGGGGUGCAAGGUAUCACGAUGAAGAUCUUUUGCCAGGUGCUGGGCUGGACUCGAGAGGAUGCCGAGUUGCUGCUCAUGGAUGUGAGGAAGGAUAUGGCGGAUAAGAAUAUCCACGCGUAUAUCACGACUAUGUCGGUUUGGGGACAGAAACCCCAGGAAGCGGGACGGUCGGCCUCCUGA